AUGGAGAAGGCAGUUCACUCAUCGACGACGUCUGGACCGACGGUUCCGGGGGAGCCAACGAAGACCGGAACCUCCAUAAUCGACACCGCCGCUUCUGCCGUCCAAAGUUUUGCUCCGGUUAACCAAAUCCACCAACAUCUCUGCGCUUUCUCUUAG
Messenger RNA from Arabis nemorensis, 156 nucleotides. NCBI's taxonomy places the organism in Eukaryota, Viridiplantae, Streptophyta, Magnoliopsida, Brassicales, Brassicaceae. The record is from the annotation of a GenBank genome assembly.